Messenger RNA from Leguminivora glycinivorella, 5666 nucleotides. RefSeq names its product phospholipid-transporting ATPase ABCA1-like. Gene Ontology annotation, molecular function: ABC-type transporter activity; ATP binding; lipid carrier activity. The transcript has 33 exons. NCBI's taxonomy places the organism in Eukaryota, Metazoa, Arthropoda, Insecta, Lepidoptera, Tortricidae. Gene Ontology annotation, biological process: transmembrane transport; lipid transport. Gene Ontology annotation, cellular component: membrane; intracellular membrane-bounded organelle. The coding region runs from base 246 to 5102 and encodes 1618 amino acids. The record is from RefSeq and is a predicted model, not a curated record.
CUAUCUAGCAGAGCAGUUCGAUUUUCCUCAGGAAUUAUGAGUCACUCCAUUGUUAUUAAAUGUGAAUAGUUUAUUUCAAACACUCUAAUGUGUAGUACAAUGGUGUUUUCAAUAGUAACAGUUUAGUUCUCAGUGUAACGUUGUGAGAAAUGGCAGAAGUUAAUACUAAGUAGAACAUUGUGUCUCGAAUAAACAUUUUGAAGAGUUGGCUACCUUUUAAUGUGAAAAAGUGCAAUACAGUUAUCAUGUGGUCCGUUUGGGUCUUGCUGUGGAAGCACAGCCUUAUGAGAAAAAGGAGAUACAUAAGAACCUUUUUCGAUUACUUUUCGCCGUUAUUAUAUUUUGUGCUCAUACACUUAACUACUGGACCUACUAUUUUCGGGAGGCAUGAGAACGUUCAUUACACGGAGCCGUUCAGCUUGCAGGAGUAUCAUCAGCACCGUGUGCGAGUGCUGUUCACACCGGACUCGGACCACACCAACAAACUGAUGGACGAGGUCGGAGUUAAACUUAAACUGAGACGGUUGGACCAUCUGCCAGGAAGCAGAGAGUAUGGCUACUUCCCGUUUUCAAACGCUUCGGCGUUAUCAAUACUCGAAUAUUCCAAGGAUAUGAGCCACCAGGACGCAAUCAUUAUUUUUGAGGACAUGGAGUCAGAAAUGUGGCCGAAUAAACUGAACUACACAAUUCGAAUGAAGAACAAUUUCAGGACCAACCAAUACGAACCUGAGGACCCGUUUGACAUGGGCCAUCAUGAAUAUUUCGGUAUGCAAUACGAGGAGUUCAUGAAACUACAGUGGGCUAUAGACACAAGCUAUCUACGUUUGCUGACCGGAGCCAAUAUAGACCAGUCCCUGGAACUCCAAGAAUUUCCCUUCGCCGCCGCGCACUUCAACACCAACGUUGUGGCAGUCAGUCAGCUGUCGUCAUUCUUACUGCCGUUCGCUCUCACACUUACCUUCGUCUUCCUGACAGGCAGACUCUUUGAGGAGAAAAACAGUGGGAUGCACGAGCUGGUGAAAAUGGUAGGCGUCUCCUGGGAGGAACUAGGCACAUCCCACGUUUUAGACCUAACACCACACUUAUUACUCUACGCGUUGGGCGGCGCUCUAUUCUACAAGAUUGACGACCUCAUACCUGUCACAUGCGGUGUCUAUAUAGCGCUAGCCAUGGCGCUUCACUUCUUUACCGUGGUAGCGCUGGCGUUUGUCACAGUUUACGUAUUUAAUAUGACCCAAUAUCUGGAACUGAUCACCAUGUCAGUAUACACCGCGUUCCUAGUCGCCAGUAUGCUGAGCCAGAAGCUCAAGAGUCGCGCCUUGUCUCUCCUAUGUUGUCUACUACCGCAUGACCCCUUUGUACGGUUUUGGAGGGCGAUCGGCUCGAGAGAAAUGUUUGGUAGCGGUAUAACGAUCACAAACAUGUGGACGCGGAACGCGGCAGAACAGACCGCCGUCGCUGAACUGUACCUGUUCAUGGUGCUGCAGAUAAUCCUGCUGUCUAUGAUCGCCUGGUACCUCUCGAGAGUGCGACCGGGGAAAUACGGACAGGCGCUACCUUGGAACUUCCCGUUUAGUAAAGAUUACUGGUACAUGCAGCCGAAACCGAAAGUAGAGGCGGCACCAGAAGAGUCUCAGUUCGUGUGUGACGCCGACCCGCGGUACUUCGAGAAGGCCCCUGCCGGCCUCCCGGUCGGGAUACAAGUCAACGAUAUUUGCAAGUCGUUCGGCAAGGACCCGGCAUUGAGCGGCGUGAAUUUAACCGUGUACCGCGGAGAAAUCACCGUACUGCUUGGCCACAAUGGCGCUGGCAAGACCACGCUCAUCAACAUCAUCACCGGUCUGAUAUCGGCAUCGUCCGGGAGAGUACUAGUGGAAGGCAAGGACACAGUCAAGCAAGCGAAGGAAGUCCGCAAACUGAUCGGCCUCUGUCCGCAAGAGAACAUUUUCUUCCCGCACCUUACAGUGUUGGAACACGUAAUGUUUUUUGCUAUGCUCAAAGGUCAGUCAUACUCUCAAGCGCACACCUCAGCCACCGACCUGUUCUCCAAACUCCAACUCUCAACCAAGGCCAACUCGUUAACCUGUGCCCUGUCAGGCGGUAUGAAGAGACGGGCACAACUCGCCUGCGCUGUAGCUGGUGGGGCUCAAGUGUUGGUACUAGAUGAGCCUACUAGUGGGCUUGAUGUUGAGACGCGGCGUGAGCUCUGGGACUUAUUACUGAGUCUCCGCGGUGAACGCACGGUACUUCUAACAACACACUUCAUGGAAGAAGCGGACGCGCUCGGCGACCGCAUUGCAGCUCUUCACCACGGCCGAGUACGCUGCCAUGCCACGUCAAUGUUUCUCAAGCGAGCCAUUGGAACCGGCUAUCGUCUCUCCUUCACAACAAUCGGCGGUCCCAGAGAAGCUGCCAUUACUUCGACUAUCACCACCAUCGUACCUGACGCUACCAUCCGUGACCGUCGUCCGAACGGCGUCUCUUACAACCUACCUGCUAAAGAUACUGCGCGCUUUCCGGAACUUUUUGCAUCUCUUGAAGACUCACGAUCAAAGUUGCAGAUUGAUACUAUAGGAGUCGGGAAGAGUACACUCGAUGAAGUGUUUUUAGAGCUGUGCAGCGAUGACAAGCCAGCAUAUACGGAGGAACCAAACAACACCACGACAGAGCCCGUCCAUGGAACAGUGAAGGGGCCAGCAUUGUACGCUCGGCAGUUCGCAGCUCUACUGCUGAGGCAGUGGCAAUACGUCACAUCGAAUCUGCUGUCUUUCGUGGGCAUUAUAGCGUUCGUGACGCUACUCCUCUGGGCGUUCACAUCCGUGGCCAACAACAAUCCUUUUGGAGUGGAUGUGACCGAGAAACCGGACGCCAGCGUGCCAAUGAGCCUGGACCUUUAUUCGGCUAGGGAACAGCGCCGUGUACUGGUUAACGUAGACAAGAAUACUCUCAACACGCUGCAGAAGGGCUAUAAGGGAGUGCAUUUCGAGGAAGUCCCGGAUGUCGUUGAUGCCAUAAUUCGGAUCGGAAAAGCGGAUAUUGCCGAGUAUAAUAAAUAUCUUGUGGGGAUCGAGAUCAAUGACACAGGUAUUAAGGCUCUCUACACAACCACAGUCCGUCACGCCGCGCCCGUCGCUCUCAACCUACUGACCAACGCGCUCAGCACUCGACUAUUAACAGGAGAAAAUGUACACACCAUUACUACUAGAAAUCAUCCCUUGCGGGGCGCCUUCGUGCCUUUUCAAGAGAAGAUUAAACUACCGAAGCAAAAUGAACAAAAGUUUAUAUGGACCUGCAAUGUUGCUAUGGUGGUCCUCUUCUACCUGUGCACAUUCUCGAAGCUUCCCUGCUCUGAGCGUCUGACAGGCGCGCGUCAUUCUCACGUCAUGGCGGGUGCACCGCGCUCGCUACAUUGGACGGCUACGUUAAUAGCACAACUGCUGCAGGCUUUGAUCGCGUGUGUGCUGCCUGUGUGUAUACUGGCAGCCGCUGUUGAUAAAGACAGCACUUUUGACCAGCCAGGGUUUAUAUGGGCGCUGUUCGUGCUUCUGGUACUGGGUAUUCUAGCAUUCUUGGGUCUGGCGUACCUGGCCAGCACGCUGCUCAGCUACACGGCCGCCUCUACCGUCCUCGUCAUCAUCGCUUUUCUAUUCAGUCAAAUAACCCCCAACAUCCCUGAGUCUUCAAGCUUCUGGUACAAACUCCUCACCAUUCCCUACGCGGUGCUAGCGCCGCACACAUUCACAGCGGGCCUGGUGAAAAUAGCCUCUGCCGCGCAAACCAAUGCGUACUGCAACUUGAAUAGGGACCGCUGCCCGGCGUUGGUCGGCCCUGACGACUUUGACGGGUCUAUAUGUUGUAAUUCGUCUCCCGGCUCGGAGCCGUGGAGCUACUUCGCGAUGAAAGACGCCGCUGGCUGGCCGAUGCUCAUACUGGCCUUGCAAGCUGUCGCGUAUUUUGUACUGACGCUUCUCUCGGACAGCGGUUUUCUGGAGCGCGUAUACGCGCGGAUAGUAGCGCGGGGCGUGCGACCUCCGCGCCGCUUCGGAGACCCCAUGGCGCGCGCUGAGACAGCUUAUGUGGAAAAAGCUAUACAACUACCUAAACAGCAAAUCACGGACUCAAUCCUGUGCCACAACGUACAGAAGUUGUACCCGGGGUGCUGCAAACGGAAACCUUUCUUCGCUGUCAAGGGCGUUAGUUUCUCCGUUAAGAAAGGUGAAUGUUUCGGCCUACUAGGAGUGAACGGCGCGGGCAAAACGACGACGUUCAGAAUGCUGACGGGUCUCACUUGCCCAACGGGGGGAGAUAUUUUCGCCAACGGACACUAUGCGAACGAUAGAAAUGCGUACAUGCGUACGUUCAGCUACUGCCCUCAGUUCGGCGGGCUGGACGACUUCCUGACGGGCCGCCAGAACCUCGCCCUGCUGCUCACCUUGCGAGGCUUACACGCCGAGGAUGUGGCCACCGUCUCCAACUCAUGGAUUGAGGAAGUCGACCUAACGCGUCACGCGGACAAGCGUCUGUCCUCAUACAGCGGCGGUUGCGCUCGACGCUUAGCGGCCGCGGCAGCGUUAUGCCAGGCCGUCCGCACUGCCUUACUGGAUGAACCUACUGCUGGAGUGGACCCAUUGGCUAGACGAAAAAUGCACCAAGCCCUGCUUAGAGCCAGGAGACACCACGAGUUGAUUAUCGCGUCGCACAGCCUGGAUGAAAUGGAAGCCCUCUGCCACCGCAUAGCCAUCAUGUCAGGUGGAGAAUUGCGCGCGCUAGGCUCGGCCGCUGCGCUUAAAGCCGAACACGCUCAAGGUUACUCCGUCGUAUUCAAACUGAGCCACGCACAAGACGUGACGGAUGGUGCGUCAAAACUCGAUGAAUUUAAGGGCGAAUUAAACACACGUUUCUCAUGCGAGCUGCAGGAUCAGCACCAGAGCAUGCUGAGCUACCACGUGAAAGACUCGCUGCGCUACAGCGAGCUGUUCUCGCAACUCGAGAAUCUUCGAGAACAGUUCCCUUCUAUAGUAGAAGAUUACACCGUCACAGAAACUACGCUUGAAGAAGUAUUCUUAGCUCUGGCCAAAGAGGCGCGUGCUGAGAGCGUAUAGAUAGCUACAAAUAUGUUUAAGGUUAGAGUUUUGCCUUAACUUAUAAAUAUGUAUAAGGUAUUUGCUACGAUUAUUGUAAAGGUGCUUAGCAUAGCAAACAGUUCAACAAAAGCAUUGCAGAUGAAGUUCCGCUUUGCAGUAUAAAGUCAGAAAAGUUUUGGGAUAUAGGAUAAAUAGUAAUGAAGCCCCGCGUUGCGGCAUAUUAAGUAGAACCCUCCGAAAAGUGUUUAGCCAAAGAAGCGCGUGAUGUGAUCGUAGCUCUAAGGUUAGACUUUUGCUAUGAUUUGCAGGUCCUAUGUAUACUGAAAAGUUGAAGUAUUGCCUAUUAAGCCCCGCUUUGCGGGAUCCUAGGUAUAAUGCUCCAAAGAGUUUUAAAUAGAAUGGAGUUAAGUAUUAUUUAUAACGUUUUACUACCACCUAAAUGUUAAAAAUCUUUAAGUCUCAGAAUAUGUAACCACCAACUUGCACCAACGAAAAUGGAGGGUUAACCCGAGGAUUAAUAACCCACCAUUUUAUAUGGAAUUUGAGAGAUGACAGCCCACUAACCCUGAGUUAAAUGGUUGG